GCCAUUGCCAGGAAACCUCUGCCUAUUAUCACUUCGAUCUUGCUGAAAAUACCACACUUGGGCCGAAUAUACUAUUCAAAGGGUAAUCAUGGCUCACUAAGUGACAUUUUGUUGAACCAAAAACCCACACUUCAGCUUCUCAGACUUCUCUGCCUCUCACUGUCGCCGUCUUUCUUCUUCUUUCACAUUCGAAAGGGGUUCAGAAGUCAGAAAAUGGGGGUACCUUCAAAGCAGAAGAGAAAGGCUCCUUUCAGUGACAGUGAGUUUGAGGAUGAUGACGAUUUAAACAGUGACGAGCUAAUGAUGGAGCAGGAAGAGGAUGACUUUGAUGAUGAUCAGGAGGAGGAAAAAGAAUCAGAAGAAGAAGAGAAUGAAGAAGAAUCAGAAGAUGAAGAGGAUGAAGAAGAAGAAGAGGGGGAGGAGGAAGAGGAAAAUGGUGAUGGGCAAGAUGAUAAUAAGAUGCUGAGAUAGAAGAACUUGAGAAAGAAUACAUGAG
Molecule: messenger RNA, 496 nt
Organism: Prunus avium (sweet cherry)
Lineage: Eukaryota; Viridiplantae; Streptophyta; Magnoliopsida; Rosales; Rosaceae
Source: RefSeq, a predicted model, not a curated record